UACUCCUGCAUGAGUACUGAGCAUACACCAGCUCUAUCGCUGAGGAAUUGUGGACAUAGCCUAUGCCUGGCUUUUCAACAGUCAGUGAUCCAACUGCAUGGAAUGCGCCGGUCAUUCAGUCUGGUUGAUUUUGUUUAUAUUUGUUUUUGAUGUCCGUCACUCGGAUUAACCUCAUCAUCAAAGGACUUUUCGCCGCCCCGUUUCACUUUUUAAAACGUCCCUAUUACAAACUGAAUAACGGAAUUACCGUGGUGCCGUCCCUGGAAGGAUUGCGAAACGAAAUGCGUGCCAGUGGAUACUUUACCGCGUCUUGCAAAUCUUUGACUGUGAUGUCGUUCAGACUGCUCUUCCUUCUCCCCGCAGGUUUGCCCGUCUACAGUCAAGGGGAUUCCCAGUCCGAUAAUAAAGUAAUGGACAAUAUUACCGUCAGGCAAGGAGAGACCGUGCUUCUCAGUUGCUCGCAGGGAGACGUGGUGACACACUCGGCAUGGCUGAACAGAUCGAGUAUAAUGUACGCCGGGGAGGACAAGUGGUCCGUGGACCCACGGGUCAGUCUGGUCACUCUUAACCAGGACGAGUUCACAAUAAAGAUCGAGAAUGUGGACAUGACAGACGAAGGCCAGUACAUAUGUGCCGUGCAGACGCGCAGCAGGGCUACAACAACAUCAGUUCACGUCAUUGUGCAAGUACCCCCGAAGAUCACAAGCUUGUCCAAAGACGUUGUGGUGAAUGAGGGCUCCAAUGUUAGCCUGGUCUGUUCUGCCAGUGGAAAGCCAGAUCCCACCGUCAGCUGGAAGAUCAUCUCCCCAGCAGCCCAGAGUCUCACGUCAGAGGACGAGUUCCUGGAGAUUCCGUCUGUCUCCAGGCAACGGGCUGGGACGUACGAGUGCACGGCCAUGAAUGACGUGGCCACAGACGUUCAGACGGUGGAGUUAACGGUCAACUAUGCUCCAACUGUGUCCGAUGGCAAAGACGUGGGUGUGACCCUGGGUCAGCAAGGCGUUCUGCAGUGCGAAGCGGACGCCGUGCCACCACCGGAUUUCGAGUGGUACCGAGACGACAGAAGAAUCUUCAAUGGCUUUGACGGUAUUGAGAUUGAAGACAGUGGAGCGCUUUCAAAGCUGACUUUUUUCAAUGUCUCCGAGGGCGACUAUGGCAACUACACUUGUGUUGCCAUCAACAAGCUUGGCAGUGCAAACACAAGCAUCGUACUGUUUGAGGUAAUUGAGCCCACUAGCUCAACACUAUUGCAAGGUCUGUUUUCAGAAACGACCUCGACUCUUUUAGAACAGACAGGCUUUGAAAGCCAUACAGUGUUGGAAGGACCCGGAGCAGUGCAGGAUGGGAACAGUGCUUCGAGAGCGGGCCACACAUCAACCUGCCUACUGGUGCUCCUGGCUCUGCAGCUCCUCCUCAAGUUUUGAUGCUCAAACAGAGUUUGUUUUCCCCGGGGGCAGUAAUCAUAUGUUAUCGAGUGUUAUUCUCUAACCCUGAUACUGUAGCAGUCGCAGUGGUUGCUCAAAACAAAGAGAGAGAGGAAGAAAGAAAGAUAGAUUUGGCCACCCGAUUUGAAAUUGAAACAAAAAAAAUGUUAUGCAGUAAAAUUGUUAGUGUUCAGUUGGAUAAUUCUCACGUGUUAUGUUGUUUUCCCCCCUUUUUCCAAUCUAUAAUCUUAUGUAGGUAUUUGUUUGUUCUAUAACUAAAAGUUAAAACAAGGUUUUUGCAUAAUUGAAUUUGUGUACAAAAUGACUAUGGAUUGAUCAACUGGCAAAGGCGAAUUAUUUAAUCACGAAAGUUUAAUGUGUUGCACCAAACAGUAUGUACUGUACGUCUUAACAAUCAUUCUAAGAUAUUUAGAAUGUAGAAUGGAGUUGAUUGAGUUGAUUUUACCAAUAGGGUUUGUAAAUUAUUACACAUUAAUUUUAAUUGUGCUAUAUUUUUAGCAUUGGGUGUCAUGCAUUUUUUAAAAAUUCUUAAUAACUGGCUGCAGUCAGUUUGCCCAUUGCAACUAAAAGAGAUAACCUAAUUUGCAGCACCUAAAGAUACUGCAAUGAUAACAUAUCAUGCAUGGGAAGGCUGAGAAUAUCUUGUUGGCAAAGUACAUUUAACAUUGUAUUUUUCUUGUAAAUUAUUGCAAGAGGGUUUUUAUGUUUUAUUUUCUUUUUUUUUUCUGUUAUGGUGGAACAUUAUUUUACAAUGUAUUUAAGGUUGAUGUGUGCAUAGAUCCAUAGUUCACAAAGAACUAACUAUUGUUGUCAUCUCAGGGCUUUGGGAUCAGGUCCAUUCCAAGAGUAACAUACUGUAUUGUUUUUCACUAUGUGGAUCCCGCAAAACGAGCCCAAAGAAUUAGACAUUAAUAGAUGGCUUAAUACUGUAUAGGCUAGUACCACUCAGUAUUACACUUAUUAAUGCACACUGUAACAUAAGAACAAAUGUGUAUUUCAGUUGACCAUAUUUAUAUGAGGGUUUUCUUUUUCUUUUUUGGGGAAAUAAUAAAAACAGUGAAGCAUAUGUCAUCUAAGCCCAAUUAAAACUGUGCAGAAAUAUGCAAGACUUCUGGGCUCAUUUUAAGAUGCAUCUUGUACCAUUGUUAUGCAACAGAACUUUUAGGUUUAGUGUUCAUUCCUCUGUUUGAAAUUAAGUAAUGCAUCUCUCUCUAUAUAUAUGUUAGAAUUCAGUUGGUGAAAAGUUGAUGCACAGUACUGUAUGUCACAUCAAAAACAUCCUACGCAUUUCAUAAGCAUAAUUCUUACAGAAUCAGAGGGGUUCUUAUAGCGCAAGUAGCUCACACACGCUACUGAAAUCUAUGACUUAAUGGAUUGUCUUCAUUUCUAAAAGGUGUGUUUUUACCAUAUGUUGAGACCAGACACUCCAUCUGUCACAACUGAAACUACACACCGUGUUGUCCAACAAUUAUCAGUAAGGUUUUAAAUCAAAGCAAGCAUUCCUGACAGCAAAAUAACAUAUACUAUUUUUUAGUUUUCUUCAGCAACUUUCCCAUAAUUUCUGAAGUUCGAAUUAUGAAGUUUCUAUUUUAGUAGUGCUGUUUAAUGAAACUUCUUGUCAUUCCAAGCACAAACAUUUUGGUAUUACCACUUGACACCAGUGGACUCCUUCCUACCAAUCAGAGGGCACUUAGAUUAGCACUGAAACAUGCUAGUUCUUCUGAAAUACCAAUCAAAUGCUUUAGCAUUCCUUCAACCACCCAUCUCACCAUGGGAAUGCUUAUGGUACAUAUACUGUAUAUCAAAUAUACAGCACAGAGAAUAAAAACAAACCUCUAUGAGAAACGUGACUGGACCCACAAGAAAGGCCUCCCCAAGGUUGUUGGCAGCUGGGGGAAAUUAGCUUGACUGACAGAGUCCCCUGUCUGUGUCUGAACAUCACACAGAAGCAGGCUCUUAGGAACUGACAGACCUGUGGGCUCCCAAACCACAUUCAUGGAGGUAAAUUUGAUCUGGUUGUUUGUCAAAAAAAAACAGAUCCACCAAAAAGCCGCAAUUACAUGUGAAGGCUGAGGUGUCCCAGUGAUAAAUCCCUGCGGUGUUUGCCAACAAAUCAGAGUGUAGAUUACUAGCUGAGACGACGUGAUGCCUGACAACCCUUUUUUAUGUUCAGACCAAUGUGCAUAGCGCCAUAUAUGUUUGUGUGAAGGACCUAUAAAGUAAAAUAAUUGCAAAGGGAAACAUACAGUACAACAAGGAUACCAUUUGUACUCUUCUGGGUGUAUAUUUGAGACUUAGGGUGCAGUCAUGCACGUCCCACUUCACUGAGAGUCAGCAGCCAUUUUUAAUUGCAUCAACUUCACCAUACAGCUCAUGUUAAGGGUAUAAACAGCACACCUCUAGUCACCUAAUCAGAUACAUACACGUGGGGGGCAAAGGCUAAAUUAUAAAGUACCCUUUUGCAGAUUUUCCAAAGUGAAGAUAUUUGAUUCCCUGUAAUGUAAAUUGAUUGUUGUUUCAUGUUUUUUCUCUAUGAAAACUGUGUGUUCAUAUUUAAGACUGACAACAAUAAAAUGUUCUAUCUA
Messenger RNA from Alosa sapidissima (American shad), 4030 nucleotides. RefSeq names its product neurotrimin (gene ntm). Gene Ontology annotation, cellular component: neuron projection. Bases 150 to 1424 code for a protein of 424 amino acids. The transcript has 9 exons. The record is from RefSeq and is a predicted model, not a curated record. Lineage: Eukaryota; Metazoa; Chordata; Actinopteri; Clupeiformes; Clupeidae.